CACCCCUUUCCCCAUCCUCUUCUCUCUUUCUCUCUCUAAAACCCAAAAAUACUACUCCCAUUUCCUCCCGAUUAUCUCAAAUUUCAACCCACAUUUCCUCACCUUCCCCCCCAACUCUCAUCCUCACUCUAUUCCCUCACAUUUCCAUCACAACCCACAAAACCAAAACCCUAAUCUCCCCCCGCACCCCAAUUCACUCCACUUCCCAUAAGAGAGCAAACCCAAUUCCCCGAUCUCCUUAUCCCCAGAAUUACCUAUCCCGAUAAUGUUUUCCACUCCAUUCGUUCUCUCAUUUGGUCUAAUCCUCUCAAUCCCCUUACUGUUCUUCGUCGCCCCGAAGAUCCUCCCUCCAAAACACCUCCAGAUCUCCCUCCCGGACGAGAUCGACGACCUCGCCCUCUUCCGCCGCGCCACCCUCGCCUCCGCCGACCACCACCGCGGCCACCACGGCGCCGUCUCGCGACUGAGCGUGAAGCCCAAGAUAGCAUUUCUGUUCCUCACCAACACCGAUCUCCACUUCGCCCCGCUCUGGGACCGCUUCUUCGAGGGCAACGAGGCCCUCUUCAACGUCUACGUCCACGCCGAUCCGUCGCUGCCGCCGUCCGCGGUGGCGGCGACGGGAAAGAGCGCCUUCGACGGCCGGUUCAUCGCGUCGAAGAGGACCGAGCGGGCCUCGCCGACGCUGAUCUCCGCCGCGCGCCGCCUCCUCGCCACCGCGCUCCUCGACGACCCGAUGAAUUACCAUUUCGCCCUCGUCUCCCAGCGCUGCAUUCCUCUCCACUCAUUCCAUUUCACUUACAAUACCUUGGUUUCCCCACCGAAAAUCUCCGCCGCGUCGAACUCGACUCGGCCCGAGUUAACUCAGUUCAAGGAGCCACCUAGUUACAUCGAGAUCCUCUCCGGCGAACCGCAGCUGUGGGACCGGUACACGGCCAGGGGGGAGAGCACGAUGCUGCCCGAAGUGCCGUUCGACCGGUUCCGGGUCGGGUCGCAGUUCUUUGUUUUGAACCGAAAGCACGCCCUGUUGGUGAUCCGAGACAGAAGGCUGUGGAGGAAGUUCAAAUUGCCCUGUCUCAACACCGAUUCUUGUUACCCGGAAGAGCAUUACUUUCCGACCCUUUUGUCCAUGGAGGAUCCGAAUGGGUGUAGUCAGUACACGCUCACUCGGGUUAAUUGGACGGAUAGCGUCGGCGGGCACCCGCGAACGUACAAGGCGCUCGAGAUUUCGGCCGAUCUGAUUUACAGUCUCCGGGAAUCGAAUUCGAGUUAUUCGUAUUUGUUUGCCCGGAAGUUCACUCCGGAUUGCUUGGACCCUUUGAUGGAGAUCGCGGAUAAGGUCAUUUUCAAGGACUGAAGUGUGUCGGGGUAACAUGGAAUCUGUUCGUCCUUUUCUACGCUUUGGGAACCGUGAAAAGUCAAGUCACUGUCGGAAUAAUAAGGCCCAGAAUCAGGCCCAAGACCAAGCCCGGCGAAGUCGGAGCUCCAGGUGAGAAAUGAUUCGCCGCCGGUGCGCGUGGCGUCCGGUUGUUGUUGUUGUGUAUGUGCGUGUUUGUGUAUAGAGCUGUGUAUCGACGUCCGAUUAGCGGAAAAAGAAAGGCGUCCACGAAGGUGUGGACGGCGGAGAUUGCGAGCUUAGAGUGGAGUGUUGAAAAAAACAGGAAAAAAUGGGCAGUGAAAAAAAGUCCCAAAGGGACUUUGUUGUGUGUCAUUUUUUUUUUCCCUCUUGCUUUUCUUUUCGUACCAAGCUUACGAGAGAAAAGAAUAUCUCCCAUUUGCUCCUUCCCCCGAUUUUCUUCUCCUUUUUGUGUUGUAAUGUCAUUUUUGGUGUUCCACUUAUCCUAAGGAAUGUGUCAAUGCCAUUGAAAUC
Rhododendron vialii is the source of this 1867-nucleotide messenger RNA. RefSeq names its product glycosyltransferase BC10-like. NCBI's taxonomy places the organism in Eukaryota, Viridiplantae, Streptophyta, Magnoliopsida, Ericales, Ericaceae. The transcript is spliced from 3 exons. The coding region runs from base 266 to 1354 and encodes 362 amino acids. The record is from RefSeq and is a predicted model, not a curated record. Gene Ontology annotation, cellular component: membrane. Gene Ontology annotation, molecular function: glycosyltransferase activity.